Molecule: messenger RNA, 1589 nt
Organism: Eucalyptus grandis
Lineage: Eukaryota; Viridiplantae; Streptophyta; Magnoliopsida; Myrtales; Myrtaceae
Exons: 3
Coding region: 490-1443 (317 amino acids)
Source: RefSeq, a predicted model, not a curated record
UUUCAUAUGCGACCGCAUAGCUGUCGACUUGUUCAUUUAGUGCAUUCUUUGUGAAUCUAUCAGAACAACAUUGUUCGACUUUUUUUGGUAGGAAUGUUGGGGAUUAUACAUUAUGCGAGAUCCUUGGUAUCUUAUGGCUAUAAUGCUUCGAUUUUUUCUCUUUAAGUUAUGGAUUUGCAGAGAAUGGAGGGCGUUGUUUAGUUGUUGGGAUAUUGCUUAUUGUCUUGAAUUUUUCUUUACUUAAGGUACAUCCUCACUCUAUCUCAAUUGGUUGACUCAUUCUCAGGUGAACGAUACUGGCGUUGGUGGAUCCAUUAUCGACGCUGAUGCUUUGAGAACUUCGCUGGAUCCAUCCAAAGUUCCGCCUUGCCAGUGCCAAUCCACAAAGACAUAUUCUUUUUCCCUUGCUCUGUCCGGAAUUUGCCAGUCCCUGCUACAUAAAUCACAAUUUGCUGAAUUUGGAAACAAUCAUCCGCACGCUAAGAUUCAAUGGCAUCCGAGAGACACUCAUUCAAUGCAAAGUGGACGGAGUCUGUAACCAAUAUACUUAUCGGUUUAUUGGUGGAUGAGGCCAAAAAGGGAAACCGCACAUCUUCCACUUUCAACAAAGCGGGGUGGAGGAAUGUACAGUCUGAACUCAAUAGACAGACAGGAUUCCAAUUUACCAUGGUUCAGCUAAGGAACAAGGUAAACAAAUUGAAAAAACAGUAUGGCAGUUUUCACAAACUCAUUUCUCAGUCCGGAUUUGGUUGGGAUAAUGUCAACAAAAGAAUUGUUGUCGACGAUCCAAGUAUAUGGGAAUCUCAUAUCAAGGAUAAUGUCGAGUGGGCAAGAUUCAGGAAGAAUGGAUUUCCUCAGUAUCCUGAGCUUUGUAUUGUUUUUGGUGGUACAUAUGCUACUAGGGAUCAUGCCGUAGGAUGUGCUCAAGAAGACAAUCUGUCGGAUGAUGAUGACAAUGGUAAUGACAAUGUAUGUGGUGACAAUAGUGGUGGCGAUGCAGAUGGUGUCAAUGCAGGUGGUGACUAUGAUGGUAGCAAUGCAAAUGAUUUCUUUAGAUACCAGAGUGAUAACAGACUUUUUACAACAGACGAUACUGGAACUUCAGCUCGUGGGAAGCACAAAUUGGAUAGAACUCCAAAUAGUAAGCGGAGAAGAAAGAGUAACCAAUCCAGUUUUGCUGAAACUUGUAGAGCCAUACAAUAUUUUCUAAAAGUUAAGUCAUCAAGUCCAUCUGGUGAUGGCUCUGCGAGCUCAGCGACUUCACAACCACCUGUAGACCCUUUCUCCGUAUCUACUAUGGUCCAGAUUCUAAACAAUAUGCCCGAGAUAGAGCAAGAUGUUUACAAUAAAGCAGUGGAACGAGUAUGCGUCAGUCGUGAAUGGAGGGAGGCUUUCAUUACAGGCAUACCUGCAAGGAGGAUUGGCAUUCUUCAAUUUCUUUAGUAGAUAUUUGGAAAUAUAUGAUGAAUUGCAUGGAGUUUCAUUAGACUGUAUAACGUAUAUUAUCUAUUAAUCUUUAGUUUAUUCAAAUAUGAUUAGUGUUGAGACUCUUGUACUUAUAUGUAAUGGCAUAUCUUAUUGAGAUUUUA